Molecule: messenger RNA, 2431 nt
Organism: Asterias rubens (European starfish)
Lineage: Eukaryota; Metazoa; Echinodermata; Asteroidea; Forcipulatida; Asteriidae
Product: proliferation-associated protein 2G4-like
Exons: 9
Coding region: 42-1241 (399 amino acids)
Source: RefSeq, a predicted model, not a curated record
CAUUCUGGGAAGCACGUGUGAGUCUCACAAAAUUUGCAAACAUGGCGGACAGCGAAGUAUCCGAAGAUGAACAAACUGUGGCCCAAGAUAGCGUGGUCACAAAGUAUAAGACCAUCGGAGAAAUUGUCAACAAGGCCCUAAAGCUUGUAGUUUCCAAGGCAGUUGCUGGGGAGAAGGUGCUGUCGCUAUGUGACGCUGGGGACUCCUACAUUGAGGAGGAGACGGGCAAGAUCUUCAAGAAGAACAAAGAGAUGAAGAAAGGUAUAGCGUUUCCUUGCUGUGUGUCAGUCAACAACUGCGUCUGUCACUUCUCACCGCUCAGAAGUGACGCUGAUGUUGUCCUCAAGGACAAUGACGUCGUCAAAAUUGACAUGGGUGGCCACAUUGAUGGUUUUAUUGCUGUAGUAGCACAGACGGUGGUCAUCGGAGCCUCGGCAGAGAAUAAAGUAACUGGGAGACUAGCGGAUGUAGUCCAGGCUGCAUACACAUGCUCAGAGGCUGCUCUCAGGAAAAUCAACCCCGGAGUACAGAAUUAUGACAUAACAAAGGUAUUCCAGACCGUCUCCGAGACGUUCAAAUGCAAUCCGGUGCAGGGUAUGCUGUCCCAUCAGCUGAAACGUAACGUCAUCGAUGGAGAGAAGUCAAUCAUUCAAAAUCCAACGGACGAACAGAAGAAAGACCACAAGGCCUCCGAGGUGGAAGUUCAUGAGGUAUACGCCAUCGACGUCCUCGUCUCUACCGGUGACGGUAAAGUGAGGGAGCGAGACACACGCACCACCAUCUACAAGAAGACAGAAGUCGUCUACAACCUCAAGAUGAAGGCCUCUAGAACUCUUUACAGUCAAGUUGAGAGCAAAUUCUCACCCAUGCCUUUUACACUCAGGGCCUUGAAAGAGGAAGGCAAGGCUCGUAUGGGUAUCGUGGAGUGCUUAACCCACAAAGUGAUGGAGCCAUAUCCAGUCUUGUAUGAGAAGGAAGGCAAGGUGGUGGCCCAGUUUAAAUUCACCGUGCUCAUUAUGCCCAAUGGACCUCUGCGAAUCACACAAGGGGUACAUCACCCAGAGUUCUACAAGUCAGAACACUCCAUCAAGGAUCCUGAAAUCAAGGCUCUUCUACAACUUUCGGCCAACCGCAAGGCAGCUAAGAAGAAGCGAAAGAAGGCUGCAAGCAAAGCUGCAGAUGCUGCAGGAGCGACUGAAGAUGCCGAGCCUCCAGAGCUCGUUGAAGAUGCGGCCAAGUGAUGCACCCCUGACCUGCCUCUCUGAUUAACUCCCCCCUUACACCAAGGUGGACUCCUGGUCUGUACAGUUUACAGUAACACCAGCAAACUACCGUCAAGAGGGUUUACAUAGUAGAGAACUUUAUUGACAGAUUUCAGACAAAAACAACAAAACCUGACAGGAAAUGAGAUGCCUUGUAGAGCAUAUUGGUCAAGGGACUAGAUUUGAAAAAAUAUUUUUGAGAAAAUGAGUUAAGCUCGGGUUGCUUUUCAGUUUGAAAACGAAAGGUUGAUUCACAUUUUGUUUGAAAGUGAGGACAUGUUUUGUUUAAUCUACAGAUAAUUACUUUAUUUUGUUGCUUUUAAUGUGAAUUGUGAACAGUCUCCAGACAUUUACAGAGUAAUUGUUGUGUCUACCUGAAUAAAAUUAAAGAAUACAUCAAAUGUUUAUCAUCCUUCGGGAUAAAAAAAAAAGUAAUUUUGAAAGUUUAUUAAUUCUUUUUUGCUUCCACUAAGCUAGUCUGAUGCUGUUUAGACAUUGUAAUCUGCAAGUCGUUUUUUGACUUAUCCAUGCAUAGUUGAUGUUUACAGAUUUCAGUUUGUGUUAUUUUAGAAUUUGAUGUCCCAUUGUCUAAAACCGUUGAUGCUUUUGAGUAAUGCAUGCGUUAUCAUUUUGAUGUAAUAAUCAUGUUUUUAAUUUGUUUUGUACAAGUUGGAAAAAACUAGGAGUGAUGGUCUGGAAGUAAUUAGUUUUGUUGGUAUCUUAACAAAAAAUCUGUCGUCUUAGAUUUCUUUCAGUUAAAUUCAGGGUUGACUAAACAGACAAUCUCUGCUUCAGUGUGAUGAAUUAUUAUUAGUGUUGUUUGCUUAGUCUGGCUCCCCAAUGCCAUGCUGUGGAUACUGAUCUCCUUUCAAAACCUUAAUAAUUUUGUAUUAAAAGUUAUUUCUAAUUAGGGCCACAAACCAGUUUUGUUUGCUUCAUAUUUUGAAACUUUUUACAAUUUCUGAAAAAACCCAUGUAGUCAUAUCAGAAUUGUAUUUCCCUUUGGGCUCCACAAAAAACCCUGUUGGUGCUAAAGAUUUGUGUCAAGAAUACAGACUGAAAAUUGCUUCAGUAUGAAUGAUAUUUGCAUUAUUUGUCAAUCUUUUUUCCCCAUUUCCAUACCUUGAUGGAAUUUGUCUGAUAGAGAAAUAAACAUUGAAUCUCUAAAA